CCCAAGCCGAACGCCAACAACAGCUGCCGUAGUCGUCGCUCCACACACACAUACACUUACACACGCUUCAAGCACGCUCCACACGAACAGCAACAGCAACAGCAACAGCGAGCAACGAUCUACUCGAUAACGAGCAGCUGUUUUUCUUUCUUUUUUUUUUUGUUGUUGUUGGGUCCGUUGUCAGCGAGCGUCAGUUAUCCGGCCGCAUCUCCAACGCAGCAGCAGCAGCCACAACAGCGCUCCCACACCCCCGACAGGCAGUUGAAGCAGCAGCCGCAGCAGCAGCAGCAGCAACAACAACAAGUGCAAAAGUGAAGUGAACUCAAAACGAAACGAAAUCAUCGCUCUCUCGGCUCGCACUCGUGUCGCGCUCGUGUCUCUCUGCUAAGCGAUCGGCUCACACGCCGCUUCCAGUCUCAUUGUAAAUUACUUGCAAAGUAAAAUUUAGUCUCGGCUUUUAAUACCGUUUUAGUGCGUUUUCGAGUUGGUCGUGUUUUUUGUUACCAAAAAAAAAAAUAUAUAUAUAACUUUUUUUUUUAAAUCUAGUAGACAAAAACAGACAAAGUUUAAUUCUGCGGCUGUGAAAAUUAAAAAUAAUAAAGCCUGGCUCACAUUAAAAAAAAUAAAUAAUAUAUAAAAUAUAUUUUCGGUUUUUUUUUUUUUUGCUCAACUUUGGAGGAACAAUUCAAAACGAAAUAAACGUCCUGAACGAUAUAUAUUACAUUGGCGAAGCCUUCAUACAGAGAAACACUUGAAUUUAAUUGAUUACAAAACAUAUUUUUUUGCGUUUGAACACUUAAAAAAUUUAACGGAAAUGUAAACUACUCGCCCCCGCCAACCAAGCCUCGCUUCCUGUAAAUUAAGAACAAUUUUUUCCCCCCGAUCUUUCCAUUGACAUCGCAAAACCGCAAAAAAAAAAGGAAGAGAAAUUAAAACAUUACAUAAUAUUUAACUGCAAGUUCAAAAGUGUUUAUUUGAAAUUACCAUAACGAUUGAAAACAAUAAAUAACCAUAAUCAAAAAUAACAUAAAAUCCGAAUCAAAAUCAAGACGGAAGUGAUUUUUUUUUUUUUUUCGUUUCGCUCAAAGCGGCGCAUCCUGUUUGAGCUUUUCGCGCGUACGCACACACACACACAAACACACACGCAAACACACAGAGAGACUGAGACUUGCUCUCUUGCCGACGUAUAAGGGUUGUGAAGACGCAAACAUUUAACUAGACUAAUUGAUUAAAACGGCAACUUUACCCAAUUCUGUCGGACAAGAAAUUGGAAAACUAAGCAACUGAACAACAAGAAAAACACAGAAGAAGCAGUACUGAAAAGGCCAGCAAAAUGACUGGUUUUACUAACGGCGGCUUUGAGAACGAUGAGCCCGUCAAGCCAAAAGCUGGUUUUGAGCCAGACACGGCCUCGCUGCGAGAGAAAGUUGUGCUGAAUCCCGCUGAGAAAUGGCGCAUCUUAAAGAAUAUCUCAAUCAUCUCGAUAGCGUUCAUGGUGCAGUUUACUGCGUUUCAGGGCACGGCCAAUCUGCAAUCGUCGAUCAAUUCAAAGGAUGGCCUCGGCACCGUAUCGCUAAGUGCCAUUUAUGCGGCGCUGGUUGUCUCUUGCAUCUUCCUGCCCACGCUGAUCAUACGAAAGCUGACGGUUAAAUGGACGCUCGUUUGCAGCAUGCUCUGCUAUGCGCCGUACAUUGCCUUCCAGCUGUUCCCGCGCUUCUACACCCUGGUGCCGGCUGGCAUUCUUGUGGGUAUGGGCGCGGCGCCCAUGUGGGCAUCCAAGGCCACAUAUCUGACACAGGUCGGGCAGGUAUAUGCUAAGAUAACUGAACAGGCCGUCGAUGCCAUUAUUGUGCGAUUCUUUGGCUUCUUCUUCCUUGCCUGGCAAUCCGCCGAGCUCUGGGGCAAUCUCAUCUCCAGCCUGGUUCUGUCGAACAGCGCCCAUGGCGGUACCAGCAGCCCCAAUGCCACAAUCACUGAGGAGGAUUUGCUGUUAUGCGGCGCCAAUUUCUGCACCACCGGCACCGGUGGUCAUGGCAAUUUGGAGCGUCCGCCAGAGGAUGAAAUCUUUGAGAUCUCGAUGAUUUAUCUGAUGUGCAUUGUGGCGGCCGUUUGCAUCAUUGCCUUCUUUCUCGAUCCGCUAAAGCGUUACGGUGAGAAGCGCAAGGGCUCCAAUUCGGCAGCGGAGCUAUCCGGAUUGCAAUUGCUAUCGGCGACAUUCCGCCAGAUGAAGAAACCCAAUCUGCAGCUGUUAAUACCCAUCACCAUAUUCAUUGGCAUGGAGCAGGCAUUCAUUGGCGCCGACUUCACCCAGGCGUAUGUCGCCUGUGCGUUGGGCGUCCAUCAGAUUGGCUUCGUCAUGAUCUGCUUUGGUGUGGUGAACGCUCUCUGCUCCAUACUGUUUGGCUCGGUAAUGAAGUACAUUGGACGCCUGCCGAUCAUUGUGCUGGGCGGUGUUGUCCAUUUCACGCUCAUCUCUGUGAUGCUCUUCUGGCGACCCAAUCCCGACAAUCCGCUCAUCUUCUUUGCCAUGUCCGGACUGUGGGGCGUUGGGGAUGCCGUGUGGCAGACACAGAUCAACGGCCUCUAUGGCCUGCUCUUCCGACGCAACAAGGAGGCCGCCUUCUCCAACUAUCGCCUUUGGGAGUCCGCUGGCUUCGUCAUCGCCUAUGCCUAUGCCACAACGCUCUGCACCCGGAUGAAGCUCUACAUUCUGUUGGCUGUGCUGACGCUGGGCUGCAUUGGAUACGUCGUCGUCGAGAUUCUCUACAGGAAGAAGCAACGCAAGAUGAAGAAGCAGGAGAAACUCGAGGCCGCCGAGAAGGAGAAGGAGGCAGCUGCCGCUGCGGCUGCUGCUGCAGCCGCUGCACAGGCAAACGCGUUUGGCGACGGCGUCGAGGAGACCGAUGAUGAGUUGGACGAUCUCGAAGAAGAUAUUGUAGUCACGCGCCUGUAAUAAUCGUAUUUUGUUAAUUGUUGUACGUUCAUUUUGUUUAUUUUUGCCGACGACGACGCGUCGUUGCGGCUGCAGCAGCUGCGCUGUUAACCGCUAACUGUUAUCGGUUGCCAGUUAGCCGUUAACAGCUCUGUUAACCUACACGCCCACAUAAAGCAGUGCACUCCCAUACACAACACACACACACACACAUACAUAUGUAAGAGCAAAUUAUAAAAAAAAAAACAAAAACAAAAAAACAAAUAGAAAAAAAUAGAAAAACAAAAAACACAAAAUGCAAAUAAAAGCUGUUGCAUAGCCGCAGGCGCGUAGAUUUUCUCGUCGGUCUAUCGGCGAUGCGUCCGAACUUUUGUCGUUGUAGUUGUCGUAGUACUUAGUACAUUCCCCCUCCCCAAGUCCAUUUAACGCAGAAUGCUUACAAGCACAUAUAAAUAUAUAAAUUUACAUACAGUGCGUGUGUGUGUGUGUGUGUGCUGUGUGCCUGUUAAGUGUAAGUGCAAGUGCAAGUGUGUGCUAAAAUAACUUUAGUUUUGUGCAUAUAAGCAUACAAGCGACAGUGAGAGAGAAAGAGAGAGAGAGAGAGAGAGAUAUAGUGUCAGCGUGCUGAAUGCAGACAGGUGUUGUUGGUUGUGCUAGCGACUGACGACAGAGGGCGCCUUUAACUUUAUGUAGUGUCAAUUAGAAGUAGACACACACACAGGCACGCACACAUGCACGCAUGCACACACUCACACACACAAACACACACACACUCACUAGUACGCAUGCAUCACGCACACUGACAACAUGCUGUAGCAGUAUGUGUGUCAAAUAUGCCUAUUAAAUUGUUAUUUUAUUUUAAAUGCUAGCAUUAAAUCUAUCUAUAUAUAUAUAUAUAUAUACAAAGAAAUUUUUUUCAAUUUUUUUUCUUGGUUGCUGCUUAUAUAUACAAAACAACAAGAAACAAUUAAACAAAACAACAAAAAGUGAUAAUUAAACACACACACUUACACACGCACACACAUACACGCAUGCACACACGCACACACACACACACAGAGUCACAAAAUAGUCAAAUUUCUAAACUAAAACCGGCCGCGAAAACUAAUAUUAAAAGUAAUUAUUAUUAAGCCGUCGAAAAAGAAAAUAACAACAAAAUAAAUGAAAUACUAAAAUACACAAAAGAAAACAAAAAAGAAAAAAAACAAAAACAACACAAAAAAAUAGAGGGCAAGCGAUUAAAACAAAUGUAAUAAAUGCAAAAGCAGAAAAUAUAGCAUGCAAAAUGAUAAACACAUUUUUUGCUCAGUAUUAUGUUUUAAACUAAAUUUAAGUGAGUUAUUGUUUCCUGUUUUUUUUAUUUAAUUAUUUUUUUUCUUUUUCAUGAAGAAGAUAUUUGCAACAAAAAACAAAAAACCAAAAAAAAAAA
Drosophila grimshawi is the source of this 4361-nucleotide messenger RNA. Its product is annotated as UNC93-like protein. Bases 1334 to 2953 code for a protein of 539 amino acids. Gene Ontology annotation, biological process: regulation of potassium ion transport; regulation of muscle contraction. NCBI's taxonomy places the organism in Eukaryota, Metazoa, Arthropoda, Insecta, Diptera, Drosophilidae. Gene Ontology annotation, molecular function: potassium channel regulator activity. The transcript has 6 exons. Gene Ontology annotation, cellular component: striated muscle dense body; plasma membrane. The record is from RefSeq and is a predicted model, not a curated record.